Molecule: messenger RNA, 715 nt
Organism: Uranotaenia lowii
Lineage: Eukaryota; Metazoa; Arthropoda; Insecta; Diptera; Culicidae
Gene: PolE4
Product: DNA polymerase epsilon subunit 4
Exons: 4
Coding region: 108-665 (185 amino acids)
Cellular component (GO): epsilon DNA polymerase complex; nucleus
Molecular function (GO): protein heterodimerization activity
Source: RefSeq, a predicted model, not a curated record
CUGAAUAAUUGGCGCGCCAAAUUAAUAAUCUAAUCGUAAAAGAUCACAAAUUAACGGAAACAGUUUAAACAAAAAAACUCACAAAGAACGGUUGAUUGAUCCGCUAGAUGAUGGCCUCAACAAGUGAAGAAACAAACGCUGUAAAAAAUCCAGAAACCUCAACUUUUCAAGAGUCCGAGGAGAUUGACUUCGGGAGUGAACCGUUUCCGGAGAUACCGGAAACGGUAGCAGAAGUGCUGUUAGAAACCAAACUAGCUACCGUCGAAAAGGAAGCCGAACCGAUCGAAGAGGAACAGGAAGAUGACGAUCAAUUGUUGCUGGAGGAAGCUGUGUUGAAUGAGGAUGACCAAGAGCAGGACACUCCCUCAGCAGAAACCGACAAACCGUCGACUUCUAGAAAAGAACCAGCCGAGCCCAGAUUGGUCCAGUUUCCCAUAAGUAGGGUGAAACAGAUCAUGAGAAUGGAUCCGAAUGUGAACAUCGUAUCAGCCGAAGCUCUGUUUCUGAUGACCCGGGCGGCAGAAUUGUUUCUGCAGACGAUGUCCAAAGAAGCGUUCACCCACACGACCACCAGCAAGAAGAAAACGAUCGCCAAACGAGACGUCGAUCUGGCCAUCGAUUCGGUGGACACUCUAGCUUUUUUGGAAGGGAUGAUGAAUGUGUAGUAGCUCGGUGGGAUUUGGUGGGAAUGUAAGUAUGGAUAUAAAUUAUUAUA